Messenger RNA from Glycine soja, 3594 nucleotides. RefSeq lists its product as uncharacterized. The transcript is spliced from 2 exons. The coding region runs from base 218 to 3355 and encodes 1045 amino acids. NCBI's taxonomy places the organism in Eukaryota, Viridiplantae, Streptophyta, Magnoliopsida, Fabales, Fabaceae. The record is from RefSeq and is a predicted model, not a curated record.
GAAAGAAAUGAUUUUCUUUUCCUCCGCUAUAGCUGAUCCACCACCAAGAUAUGAUACACAGGAAAAUGCAUUUCUCUCUCUGUGCAACAAUUAGGGUUUUAAACCUUUAAUCCCAUCCAAAAACUCACACUUUUUGUGUCUUACUGUGAUUUUUCCACCUCGCGCGAUAUGGUGUUGUCCCUUUCCAUUUCCCAUUAGCUUCUCCUCACACCCGUUCAUGAGUCAACAUCACAACAACCACGCCACGCUCACCGUCUCAACCGGCGAUGCAAACCCCGACAACCGGCUCCAACCGGUCGAUGCUCCCAUUUCCACAGCAGAACAUGUUAGGGUUAGGGUUUCAUCGGAGGACAACGCGGCACCCGCAUCCGAAUCAGCGAGAUUCUCCAACUCCGAGGUCAAUUCGCUGCUAUCGGAGUUCGACGGUUACGUGGCAGCCGGCGGAGCGUCGAGGAACGUAGGGCACGGCUUCGAAAUCGGUGACAUGGUGUGGGGGAAGGUGAAAUCGCACCCGUGGUGGCCGGGGCACAUAUACAACGAAGCUUUCGCGUCUUCCGCGGUGCGAAGAACCAAGAGGGAGGGUCACGUGUUGGUGGCGUUCUUCGGUGACAGCAGCUACGGGUGGUUCGAGCCGUCGGAGCUCAUCCCAUUCGACGCGAAUUUCGCGGAGAAAUCGCGGCAGAUAAGUUCUAGAAACUUCCUGAAGGCCGUGGAGGAGGCCGUGGAUGAGGCCAGUAGAAGAUGCGGCCUUGGAUUGGUUUGUAGGUGUAGGGGCCCCGGGAAUUUUCGCCCAACCGAUGUGGAAGGGUAUUAUUCUGUUCAGGUGCCGGAUUAUGAGCCUGGAGUGUAUUCUAAUGCUCAGAUCAGAAGGGCGAUGAGUGAGUUUGGAACUGUGGAGAUGCUUUCUUUUGUGAAGCAAUUGGCGAUGAAUCCACAUGGUGGUGAUCCGAGAAGCAUUGAUUUCACUAAGAAUAGGGCCACUGCGUUUGCUUUUCGAAGGGCAGUGUUUGAGCAGUAUGAUGAGACUUAUGCUCAGGCUUUCGGUGUGCAGCCGAGGCGCCCUUCAGAUUCUAUCGGUAAUCGCCUUGAUCAGCCUGUGAGGCUUCCUGCUAAAGCUCCUUUGAGUGGUCCAAUGGUGAUAGCGGAAACUUUGGGCGGUGAGAAGAAGAGUGCAACAAAAUCUGUUAAAGCUAAGGACAAUUCCAAGAAGGACAAGUAUCUUUUUAUGCGUCGAGAUGAACCCAGUAACACCUUCCAGUUAUCUUCCAGGGAGACAUCGGAUGCAGCUGGGAGUUAUGUGCUUCAGAAGAGGCCUUUAGCAGUGUCGGCCGUGCCUGAGGCUUUGGAGAAGCAUGAAGACACAGGGAUUAUGAGCCAAGAUAUUGCAGCUUCAACUGUAAAAGCCGAAAUAGCUGUUGCAGACCAGGUUCAAUCAGAUGGCAUUGGUCAUGCAUCCCCAGAAAUGACCAGGAGUAUUGAACCAGUUGAAGUUGCUAGUAAAAGCAUGGGUAGGCCUCAUUUGUCUGGGGAGAUGGCAUUGCCAAACAUAGUUAAUGAGACAUCUCAGUCUACCAAUAUGGAGAGCAAAACUUAUAUUGAUGUAAAAAAUGAUGGAAAUUUAACACCAUCAGGACCACAUGAAGAUUUUCAGCAAAUAGAGCAGGGAUUCCUGGCUACAUCUGAUGAGGUUAAGCAAGUUAAGCAUCACAAACUUAAUGUUGAUGGUGUGCCAAAGAAGAUAAAAGUUCAUAAGCGGCCUGCAAAUGACUUAAAGUCUGAGACUUCUGGUAUUGAGGGGAAAAAGAAGAAAAAAAUGAAAAAGGGUUUGAAUUUACAACCUACCUCAGGCCAUCUGGAGAAGAUUUCUACUUCUGAAAAAGCUGUACAGCUAUCAGGGCAAUCUGAAAAAUCUGAACCAAUGCAGGUGGAUGCUUCUACCAGUAAUUUGAUGCCCAUGGAUUCCAUGGCAGAAGUUAAUAUUGAGUUGCCCCAUCUUUUGGGUGAUUUGCAAGCUCUUGCUUUGGAUCCUUUUCAUGGUGUUAAAAGAGGGAUCCCUGCAGUUACUAGGCAGUUCUUUUUGCGGUUCAGGUCUCUUAUUUAUCAGAAAAGCUUGCCUGUAUCCCCACCCAUAGUCACAGAGAAUGAAGCUGCUGAAGUUCGUAGACCUCCAUCCAGUGUUGGGACAUCAGACGGUCCUGAUGAUCAUGCCAGAGCUUCAUCACUUAUAAAGCCUGUAAAGCACAUUGUUCGGCCUGACGAUCCUACCAAAGCUGGGCGGAAAAGGGCCCUCUCUGAUCGUCAAGAAGAAAUUACUGAAAAAAGAUGGAAGAAAAUCAAGAAUAUAAAGGCACUGGCUGCAGAGAAGAAGGCAGGCGGCCAGAAAACUUCUGAAGCCCGUCAAGGAGAUGGAAAAGAAUCCAUGGCCCAGGCUCCACCCAAGGUAGUGAAACCAGAAUUGACCAGGAAAGUGGAGCGUCCAGCCAAGGCGGUUGAACCCACCAUACUGGUGAUCAAGUUCCCCCUAGAAACAUCACUACCAUCUGUUGCAGAGCUGAAAGCAAGGUUUGCUCGUUUUGGGCCAAUAGACCAAUCAGGUCUCCGCGUGUUUUGGAAGACCUCAACAUGUCGAGUUGUUUUCUUGCACAAGGUAGAUGCACAAUCUGCAUAUAAAUAUGCUCUAGCAAACCAAUCCUUAUUUGGCAACGUUGGUGUGAAGUGCUUCCUCCGGGAAUUUGGUGAUGCUUCAUCUGAAGUCUCUGAAGCUGCAAAGGCUAGGGGAGACAAUGGUGCCAAUGAAUCACCUCGGGUCAAGAAUCCUGCCGUGGUUCAACGCCAGUCAUCAGCCCAGCAACCUCUUCCUCAGCCAACGAUCCAGCUCAAAUCUAUACUGAAGAAAUCUACUGCGGAUGAGCCAGGCCAGUUAACCGGUAAUGGAGGUAGUAGUAAGGGGACUCCGCGUGUGAAAUUCAUGUUAGGUGGGGAAGAAAGUAGUAGGGGAGAGCAAUUAAUGGUGGGUAAUAGGAACAGCUUCAACAGUGUUAGUUUUGCUGAUGGUGGUGCACCUUCUUCUGUUGCUAUGGAUUUUAAUAGUAAGAACGUUCAAAAGGCUAUUUCUCAACCACCGUUGCCUAAUACUCCUCCCCCUCCUACUCAGUUUACGAAAAUCCUACAACAUAAUUUGCAUAAUUCCGAAAUGGCACCCAGAAAUACACCCAAUUUUAUAAACGCGACUGCAUCAGCUACUGCACCCACCGUUGAUAUAUCACAGCAGAUGAUAAGCCUUCUGACAAGGUGCAACGAUAUUGUGAAUAACUUGACAAGUUUAUUAGGUUACGUGCCCUAUCAUCCACUUUGAUAAAAAAAAAAAAAAAUAGCACCGUACUCAUCUGUAGACCAAAAUCCAAUUCAAGAAAAAAUGCGGGCUAGUUGGAUUGUGAGUGAAUGACUUACUCGAGGAAAUGCAUAAACCGAGAAAUAUAAUCCUUCAAUAGCCGCUUAGUUUGAGAUUUUUUUUUAUCUUCACAAUGUAAAUGUACUACCAUAUUGAUACUACCAUAUUGAUAGUAGCAUCUCAUUUAGCUGCCUUUUCAUUUC